Odocoileus virginianus texanus is the source of this 3720-nucleotide messenger RNA. Lineage: Eukaryota; Metazoa; Chordata; Mammalia; Artiodactyla; Cervidae. The record is from RefSeq and is a predicted model, not a curated record.
AUGCAAGAGGGGCCCAUUCAAAAGGCAUUUAAUCUGUUUCAGAAAACAGAAUGGAGGAGGAAAAUGAAGACACUGCAGGAAGAGCAUGCAGCUCAGAAGAGAGAGCUGCAGGAGCAGAACGAGAGGCUCCAGGCUACCCUGUCUCAGGAUCAGAGGAAAGCAGCCGCCCAGGCCCAGCGCCAGAUCAGUGCCCUCCACGCCCAGCUCCAGGAACAAGCCAGGCUCAUCGCCUCCCAGGAGGAGAUGAUGCAGGCCAUGUCUCUCCGGAAGGUGGAGGGGAUCCGUGAGGGCCCGAAGACUGUGGACACAGAUGCGGACUCUUCCGAGGAAGAGCUGGAGGACUCCCACAGUGGACAGCAGAAGGUGCUGGAAGCCCUGAGGCGAAACCCAACCUUGCUGAAGCAGUUCAGACCAGUCCUGGAGGACACCCUGGAGGAGAAGCUGGAAAGCAUGGGGAUAAAGAGAGAUGCCAAGGGAAUCCCCACUCAGACCCUCAGACACCUGGAGUCCAUCCUGCGAACCCAGCGGGAGCAGAAGGCCAGGAGGUUUUCCGAGUUUCUGAGCCUGAGGGAGAAGCUCAUUAAGGAAGCCACCAGCAGAGUGAAGGACAGACAGAGGGACGGGGCCCCGGUGUCCCAGCCAGAGGGUGAGGUGCCAGUCAAAAGUCAGCAGAGUCCACUGGUCACCAAAGAGGCCCAGCCAAAGGCCAGGACCGUGCCUGUGGCACAGCCAUCCAAGCCGGCAGAGCCCCCCGUGACAAGUCUCCAGGGCCGCAGCAGCCACAGCCUGGGCCUGGCCCCGGGACCCACCCCUACUCCUCGCUCCAGAGCGUCGGGACCCCCUGGCACCCCUCCAUCCCCAGGGCCUGGGCUGAGUACGCCCCCGUUCAGUUCUGAAGAGGACUCGGAGGGAGAUGCUAGGCCUCAUGUGUCCCUCCAGCCCCCAAGAGUUCCUUCGAGGGUGGGGCCCCGGCCGCAGGAUGACUGGGACUGGUCUGACACCGAGACCUCGGAGGGGAGUGCCCAGUCCCCUGGCAAGGGCUCAGGCGGGCUGGCCUCCUCAGGAACGCUGGUGCAAUCGAUGGUCAGAAACCUUGAGAAGCAGCUGGAAGCUCCAGCCAAGAAGCCUGCUGGAGGGGUCAGUCUGUUCUCAGUGCCCAGUGCCAGGCCACAGAGAGCUGCUGUGCCAGGAGGAAAGCCCCAGCUUUCUGAGGAUGAGAGUGACUUGGAGAUCUCUUCCUUGGAAGAUCUCCCGCAGGACCUAAACCAGAGAGAGAAACCGAAGCCCUUGUCUCGCUCAAGGCUCCCGGAGAAGUUUGGCGCCAGCUCUUGGAGCCCCAGUCAACCCAGGGUCCCUGGCUGGUGAGCCCACUUCUGAUUCUGGCAGCCAGAGGACCAGCCUUGUCACCCAGCUGGGUGGGGCUGGCUCAGAACCCCCCAGCGAUGGGGCUGCUGGGCAUCUUGUCUUCCCCAGGAGCCAAGAGGUCUUCUCCUUGGACAGAAGCAGAGUAGAAGACAGAUAUUAUUUCUCCUAUCCCCCGUGAGAGCCCUGGCAGGGUCCCUUGGGUCCCAAGGCUAAGAAAGGGUUGUAACAGGACCUUGAAAGAGCAUCCUUUUUCUACCUCCAUGUUCACACCAGACUGAAAGGAGACACUUGGACUCUACUCUGCAGUGUCUUGUAAACCUUGGCAAUACUGUAGAGCUGGGUCUUUUAUGGGGUCCUUUGGGGGACUUACGCCUGAGUCAGUCAUUCAGUAAUUGACCCAAAGUCAUUUACUGAGAGUGUCUGGCCUCUUACUGCUGAGCUGGGGUAUAGGCAGAGAUGGGGGUGGAAAUGAAACGUACGGGGUCAUAAUAGAGAUUGGGACGUUAUGGGAGCACAGACAGAGUCUCUCAGUGCAGCUGGGUGUGAAUGUGGAGAGCUUCCCAGAGCUGAUGUCCUCAGGACCUGCUCAUGGGUGAGAGGGAAGGAGGGCCACCUGGCUGGGGCGGCAUAUCUCCAAGGGACCACAAAUUCAGUUUUGAUAAUAUUUCUAAAAUUAGGUUAUAUACAUAACUAUAGUAUUUUUUUAAUGUGAAGAGCAUUAAUUUAUGUAAACCCUUAAAUACAGCAUGUUUAUCACUCUCUGGUAUUUCUUCCUUGUUUUUGGAGCUUCAGCAGGGACUGGGUCGGGGCCGGAGCCAUCUGUACCCCAGCUGUCAAUUUAGGACUUUGGGGUGACGUUGCCAAGAUGGUGGUAACGGUGCGAUGGGUUUGUUGGGGAGUCACUCCUGUGAAAAGUGAAGGCAGAAGAAGCUGGAUCAGGGCAAGUGCUCAAGGGCAGUGUGGGUCUGACCCCCAUGAGAGGAGGCGAGCAGGCAGCAGGAGUGGGCGAGGGGAGGCCAGACGCUGUGCAGCUGUCACCCCCACCAAGCUGGUGGGAGCUCCAGAGCAGGCCCAGCCCACCAGGGAGUCCCCACUGGGCCAGAGCCCACCCUGCUUGGCCAUGGGCUGCGGUGCCCAGGAGAGUGAGAACUAGUAGAGUAGCCAUGGUUUUCCAUAAAGGGAAGCCCAGCCGUGCACCUCCAGGCCUCAUGAGUAGAGGGAACAGACCCUUCAACCCUUACCAGCUCAGCUCAUGGCCAAUCUGGCUUCAUCUGUUUUUCCCCACUACCUCGAGUCUCUCUCCAGCUCUCCAUCCGGGCUUCUUUUGACCUCUGGGUGGUAAGCCCUGAGGUUCUAGCAGGAAGAACUAGGGGAAGUGAGGAGGAAAGGCAUUGCAUAAAGGGGCCUGGGGGUGGGGAGGCUUGGGGGUAUCAUGGUACCAAGCUGUUCAGUGAGGCUAGGGCACAGUUUAUGAAGGGCCUUAUGUGGGACCUGGGGUCAGCCCACCUUAGAUGCUAGGGCAUAAAUUCCCUUUGUGGAUCUUAUACCUUUGAACAGCUGAGAAUAUGUAUGGAUUACCCCAGUGGCUCAGUGAGGAGGGGAAGGGGCAGUGAGUUGGGAGUGGUAGUGAGGUUCAUCCCUCUCUCAGAAGUCUUCCAACAAAGUCAUGCUUUCCUAUUCACAGGCUUUGGGCGAGGGAGGUAAAAAAAGAAAAAAGAUGCUUGUGGGGUCUCUUGCCACCUCCUGGUUUCCUGUAGCUCUGAGUGCACUACCGAUGCCAGCUCUUCACAUCACAGUGCACCCUGGGACCUCUGCUGCUUGUCCUCGGGUUGAUUCUGAUGUGGGAGGCUGCACGGGCUACAUGUAGGUACAGCCUGGAAAUGGCAGAGAGCUGACUCUACCAGGGCAGCCUGCACUCGAGGUGGAGUGGGAGUUGGUGAAUAAUUGCUCCAGCUUCCUGCCCUUUGGUUUGACAAUUUGGAGGUUUAUUCCACAGUUUUUCAAAGUCCCCAGGGUAGGUAAAUCCCCGUUGCCUUGAACGUUACAACUUGUUAAUACAUCCUUUAUUGGCCUUUCUCCUUCUGGUUUCACUUUUCUCACUCACAUUUGCUUCUUGGGAGUACCUCUGAAAUAAAUUCACUUGUACCCAAAUCUUUGCCUCAGGCUAUGCUUUCAGGGUGACCCAAGUGAAAAAGAUGUGAAAGCCCAUGUGUUUUCACACACGCUGGUGAUAAUCACCCAUGAAGAAUGACUCUAUUCCUGAAUGUUCAUAAUUAAAUCCUAUGUUUCUUAAUCUCUUUUUCUACUUUGGAGACUAAUGUAUUAGUUUUUCAUUUGCCAAGCUCUGAAGAAUUG